Messenger RNA from Gryllus bimaculatus (two-spotted cricket), 1182 nucleotides. Lineage: Eukaryota; Metazoa; Arthropoda; Insecta; Orthoptera; Gryllidae. The record is from the annotation of a GenBank genome assembly.
AUGCGGGUCGCGGGGCAGGAGGUGUGCUACCCGCCGCUGGGCUGCUUCAGCACCGCCGAGCCCUGGACGUCGCCGACGCGCCCGAUGCCGGCGCCGGACUCUCCAGACAGCAUCCGCACCACCUUCUUCCUCUACACCAGGGACCGCCCGGCGACGUUCACGGCGACGACCGUGCCCGAGACGUCGCUGAAGGGAUCCGACUUCAACCCCAAGCGGCCGACCGUCUUCAUCGUGCACGGCUUCCUGGAGCAAGCGGAGAAGCGAUGGAUGGAGGACAUGAAGGACGCGCUGCUCAACCGAGCGGACGUGAACGUGCUCCUGACCGACUGGGCGAGGGGCAGCUUCGAGUUCCUCAACUACCUGCAGGCGGCGUCCAACACUCGCGUCGUGGGCGCGCAAAUCGCCAGAAAGUGUGCAGUGCACAGUGAGCGCUCGCCGUCGCUGGCAAGUGUGUACGUGUGCGUGGGCGGCGGUUGCAGGUUGAUCCAGCAGCUGCAGUCGGACUUCGGCGUGCGCCCGGAGGACGUGCACAUCAUCGGCUUCAGCCUGGGCGGGCAGGUGGCCGCCUACGCGGGCAAGGCGGUGCGCGGCCUGGGCAAGAUUACCGCGUUGGACCCCGCGCAGCCGGGCUUCGAGGGCUACGCGGACGCGGUGCACCUGACGCGCAACGACGCCGCCUUCGUGGAGGUGCUGCACACCAGCGGCCGCCCCUUCGUGCCCCUCGGCGGCUACGGCAUGGUCGCCCCGCACGGUCAGUGGCUGCACGCCCACGGCAGAGUGAAAGACUCCUUUUCAAGGGGUCGGCAUCAUGAACCUCAUUUCACGCACCCAAGUCAUGUGGACUAUUACAUUAACAAUGGCGCCUACCAGCCAGGCUGCAUUCUGCCGUUAACGCUCCCUAAACUCCCUCAAACUCUGGAGGAUCUAGUCAACGUUCCCGUGGACGUGGUGGAGACUGUGGUUGCUUGCGACCACGAGCGCGCCCACGAGGUGUACACGCAAGUGCUGCAGAGCACCUCGUGCAUCUUCUGGGGCCACCCGGCCGGCGUGAGCGCUAAGGAAGUUGGGAAGCCGUGUUCCGACUCGAGCUGCGUGAGGCUGAGCUACGGCUCCUCUCGAUCUCUACGCGCCGGCUCCUACAUCGUGCCGACCACCGCCUCGGCGCCCUUCUGCAGUAAGUAA